Messenger RNA from Paramecium sonneborni, 535 nucleotides. NCBI's taxonomy places the organism in Eukaryota, Ciliophora, Oligohymenophorea, Peniculida, Parameciidae. The record is from the annotation of a GenBank genome assembly.
AUGGAUGGUACUUGGUUGUCCAUAUAAAUUUUCAAUUAUGUGCUCAUCAAUAAAUUUUUAGGCAAAGGAGCUUUAGCAAUCGUAUACAGAGGUUAUCUUCAAGAAGACAAAACUUUCCAAAUGGCUAUCAAAACAAUAAAAAUAGCUGUAAAUUUGGAACUAUUAAAUUUUAUUAUAGACAAUCCUUCAAAAUCAAAGAAUGGUUGCUUAAAUUAGAAGAGAAAUAAUUAUCCUUUAAAAACUCGAUCAUCCAAAUAUAGUGAAGAUAUUUGAUGUAGCUCGUACAAAUAACUAUUUGUAUAUUGUUCUUGAAUAUUGUGUUAAUAUAGAUCUCAAUUAUUAUAUGGCUAUAAGAAAGAGUAUAGAUUUAGCGAAGUAAACUUUUUAAAUUAAUUUCACAAGCUUGAAGCUGUUUUUUUGAUCAAAAAUAUUGUAGAAGGCUUCAAGAUAUUGUAUAAGUUAAAAAUCAUUCACAGAAACAUUAAGCCUGCUAACAUUCUUUUACAUAAAGGUGUGGCUAAAAUUGCUGGCUUUA